Molecule: messenger RNA, 2914 nt
Organism: Xiphophorus maculatus (southern platyfish)
Lineage: Eukaryota; Metazoa; Chordata; Actinopteri; Cyprinodontiformes; Poeciliidae
Product: tropomyosin-1, isoforms 33/34-like
Exons: 7
Coding region: 335-1735 (466 amino acids)
Biological process (GO): proton motive force-driven ATP synthesis
Molecular function (GO): proton transmembrane transporter activity
Source: RefSeq, a predicted model, not a curated record
ACGCAAAACGCCCUCUUGUGCUGCGGUGGCCAGGGGAAGAGUUUCUCAAAUAUGCACAGCCGUUAAAAGCAUGGUUAAAAGAUUUAGAGUGGAAAAUAAAAGAUACAUAGUGGAGCGGGGAGGAGUAGACUGUAGGGGGCGUAGUCUGUAGUGUUUUCUAUAGACAUAAUACAGAGUGUUUUCUAGUUGGCUGCACCAGUCUCUUCUGGAGCAGAGUGAGGGCUUUAAGGGGCGUGGUGUGUUUUGUUACAUAAAGGAGCGCUGAGCGAGCUGCGUUGAUUUAGUGGAACAAACUGUUCACAUUCCUCGUCUUUCUUCACAAGGUUGUUAAAACAUGUCGACCUCCCUGUUAAGGAUCGGACACCUGCGAUGUGUCAAUAAGUGCUUGCAGACUCAGAGUUGGAAUAUACUGAGCAGAGCACCUACAGCUUUGACUUUUAGCACAAAAUCAUCAGGAUCCAAAAAUUCAUCAAAAAAGACCAGCAAAGACAAAAACAAGCCUAAAACAUACUUCGACAUAGAAAAACUUGUUCAACACAAGCCAUGCAACUUCCCUAAGAAAGAAGUUUCUCCAACUGCCUCUGCAGUAACUGAAGCUGCACAGGAAGCCAUAGCUUCUGUAGCAACAAAGCGCAUGUCCCCUGCUGCUUCAGCUGAAACUAUUGCAACCACUUAUGACAUAACAAUUCAACCAGUGACAACAUCCUUUGUUAAAAAAGUACCCUCCAAAAUAACAACUGCUGAAUCUAUUGUUGAAGUUUUUCCUGAAGAUUUUCCAGGAGAAGAUGCACUAAUUUUAGAGGCCUCCAAAGUGGCUGCUGAGCCUGCAGCUGAUGUGCCACAAGACCCUAUGCAUCCUGCUCCUGCCUCUGUAGAAUCGGCUCCUGAUCCAUUUGUGCUGGUAGAUGGGGCCCUGAACCUAGUUCAUGAAGCUGUGCCAAAUAAGGGAUCCAUGGAGCCUGUGGAAGAAACACUUCCUGCAGAAGGGUCACUAAAGUCUGUGGUGGAAGGGGCUCAUGCGGAGGCAUUACUGGAGCCUUUGACAGAAGCACCCCCCGAGGAGGUGUCACUGGAGCCUGUGGUGAAAGUGGCUCCUGUGGAGGUCUCACUGGAACAUGUGGUGGAAGCAGCCCCCGAGGAGGCAUCCCUGGAGCCUGUGGUGGAAGCAGCUCCCACAGAGCCAUCUCCAAAACUUGCAAUGGAAGUGACACUGACAACUGUGUCAGGUGGGGUCCCUGAAACUCUAACUGCAGACCUUCAAGCAUCCCUGGAGCCCGUGGCAAAAGCAGUCCCUGAGCCUGUGGCAGAAGCAACUCCUUCAGAACCGGACCCUGCAGAGUCCAUGCCAGGGCCUGAAGCAGAGGUGGUGCUGGAGCCUGUGGCAGAAAUUACUGAUGCUACAGAUGUAGUUCCUGGCUCUGAGGAUCUUGUGAACCCUGCCUGGGUCCUUUCCAAGGCUGCUGAAGAAGAGCUACAGAUGGAUUCCCCUGCUGAAGCAGUUGGACCAUCACAGGCUCAUAUGGACCCAGUGCAGAGGCUAUUCUUGGACUCUAUACGAGAAUAUUCAACAAAUUCCCAAGCAGCUGGUGGUCUGGUUGAUGCUGGCUCACAGUAUCAAAAAGUUUUGGAAGAGGAGAUAGCAAAGCUACAGAGACUUUAUGGUGGUGGAGACCUAACCAGUUUUCCUAAUUUCAAAUUUACAGAACCCCAGUGGGAUGAAGUUUUCCAGAAGUGAACCAUCAGCACUUCUGCUUAACCUUUACAACUUUGUGCACAGGAACAUGAAUUUGUGUGAUUGUCAAGCAAAUGAACCUCUACCUGUUGCUUAUAUGUGAAGAUAAAACAUUGGAUUUGUAGAAACUGUAGAUUUCGUGCCUGCAGAAGAUAAGGUUUUGCAUUUUUUCCAUGACGUUUGACAGAGUGAUCUUAGAGAUGCAAAUUAGGUUGUCUGAAUCUAAAUCUUUAGAUUUAGAGACAACAGAAUAAUGUGACUUCUGUUGUCUCCUUUUUCAUUCCUCUCAAGAAUUUUUCAACUGUAUGUAGCAAAGAGAUGUUCAUUUAAAAAUAGCAUGGAACUCAAAUAAGUUGUCUGAUUUUUUGCUUCUAUGUUUCCCCAUCCUUAAAGACCAAAACAUGAGGAACUUCAUAUAAUACAAAACAGAUGUUAUCUUAUGGACAUUAGUGCUGUUUGGCUGCUAAAAGCAAGCAUAAUUAUUGCAGUACUUAUAGAAUAAUUACAACAAUUUAACUAGGGCUUCACUCUUUCCAGAGAGAGAGAGACAAUUUGGUACUAUAUCUAUAUCAGUUACAUAAAUCAUGAGUGUUCAUUUUCCAACACUUUGAGAAUUCUCUAAGUAGUUCAAUUUAAAUGUCCACCAAAGAAGGAAGAGGACAGCCAAUGAUCCUCUAAGCUGCCUUUACGGUCCUCUGGAGCCUCAUUCUGUCUGUAACAGAACAGCUGCUAUACCGUACUGUGAUGCUGUAUGUCAGCACGCUCUAUGGAUGAGUGGUAGAAGGUCAACAGCAGCUUGAAAAAUUUUAUGUUGAGCUUGUUCUAAAUAUUGUGAUUGAUAAAUAAGACCUCAGGUAAGACCUUAAGUUCUCAGGUUACUCCUGAGAACCAUAGAUUGAAAUUGAAUGGUUUGCAGUAAUCUGACAGGUUUAUUACAAUAAAACAAGACAAAAACAUACAGAUAUCAGAUAACUACUUCAAUGAUGAACUAAACAAUUCUCCAAAUAAAAUAGAGCUAUUUUGAAAAAACAUAUUAAAAGAAGUAAAACAAAAGAAAUAUGAAAAAAAAAAAUACCAAGGGAAUACAUUUCUUCCAAUCCCUUAUUUCUUUGAGUUCUUGUUAUAACAAAGCUUCUUUUCUUGUUCUCUUUUUUCCUUAUUGUUCUCUGAUACUUGUGUGAA